AUGGAGUCUCAAGAAUUCACAACCCCCAACCCUUCUUUCUAUCAUCCUAGCCAGCAAAAAGAAAUGUUGUGCUCUGUUGAAUCACUGGUGAGACUUGACUCACCAGAGCCAUACCUAACAACGAAGAAAUGUGAUGUCAGUCAAACUACCGCAAAAACGAUCACUAUAGCUAUCUCGGGGUGUAGCUCAUCAGGCAAGACAACGUUAGCAUUACUACUUUCAGAGAUCUUCUCUUCUUCUAUAACCACAAAACACUCGACAGGCAAUGAAUCUCUACAUAUACCCAAGGAAAAUAAUCUAGACGAUGCAAAAGCUACGCAUCCCUUUACAACCAUAAUCCAUCAGGACGCUUUCUUCAUUCCGAAAGCUGGCUGUCCAUUGGUCCAAUUCGACAGCGCUCCUAACGACGAAAAUUUUAUAAGAGAAAGUCUUGCUCCAAAAAAUAAGAAUCCAGUCUAUUUCUACGCCCGAACUGGCACGCAUGGGGAAGAAAAUGUGCAGAUCACAGGACCAAAUACUGAUUGUAUGGAAGCGGUCGAUUUUGGCAAUCUACUUCGAAUGGUUCAAGUUGCACAGGCCAAUAAUGCUGAGCCAGAGUUGUGUAUUCAAUACAAAGAUGACGCAGACAAGAAGGAACUGAUUGAGCAAUAUUCCGGUGUCAUCGAAAGCAUGCGCAGAAGAGUUAGAGAGUGCUUAGCCGUUGGAACAGGUAAUCGUAUGAGAAACAAUGUUGUUGCGGACUAUAACUAUAGAUGGGUGUUUGUUGAGGGAUUUCUAUUAUUCAGCAAAGCUUUGCAUUCUGACGACAGAAGCUCAUGGCUGGAUACAUCCUCAGAAGUCGAAGACCGUUGUAUAGAGCGAUCAGAAAUUGUACAACAAGAUUUCAAGAAAGAAGCUGCGUUGAAGAAGUGUAAAGUCAUGAGAGCAAAGGAAGAGAAAGUUGUGGCAAAGGCAGCUUUGAUGCAAGAAUUUGAUAUCAAACUAUUCUUGCCUACUAGCAAGGAGGUCGCUAAAGAGAGGAGACUGAGCAGGUUCCCAUACAUCGAUUUUCCAGCUGGUGGGAGAUUUCCUGGACAGAUGUGGAAGUCAGAAGGAUACUUUGAAGAAGUUGUUUGGAAGGGCUAUGAAGAUUCAUUCGAUUGGCUGUUGAGAGAGACCGGAAGGGAGAAUGUCGACGGCGUGUUUGUUAGAACCACUGUCGAUGACACAGUUGAGAAUACUGUUUACUGGGCAGUUGAUAUUAUUCUUCAGUUUUUGAAAGCAGGCAGCGAGCUGGCGUCGAAGGACAAUGCUCGAGGAUUUGAGAUCACAGGUACUUAUCUCGGACCAGAGGGGGUUUUCUGA
Botrytis byssoidea is the source of this 1344-nucleotide messenger RNA. RefSeq lists its product as uncharacterized. Bases 1 to 1344 code for a protein of 447 amino acids. The transcript has a single exon. The record is from RefSeq and is a predicted model, not a curated record. Lineage: Eukaryota; Fungi; Ascomycota; Leotiomycetes; Helotiales; Sclerotiniaceae.